Molecule: messenger RNA, 5226 nt
Organism: Tripterygium wilfordii
Lineage: Eukaryota; Viridiplantae; Streptophyta; Magnoliopsida; Celastrales; Celastraceae
Exons: 8
Coding region: 1-5226 (1741 amino acids)
Biological process (GO): DNA integration
Molecular function (GO): zinc ion binding; nucleic acid binding
Source: RefSeq, a predicted model, not a curated record
AUGACAACUUUGAUUAGCGGUGCGGGUGCCGCGUACAAUAAAAACAAUGCGUGGCUUCAAUUAAAUCUUCUCAACGUAUUGGUGGAGCAUAGCAUAGCAGAGUCGAAUCAUGCGCUAGGUUUUGGUCAACAUACUGAUGCAGCACACACCCAACCAAGCUCUAGCAUGCAUGACGUGGACAACACUGAACCAAGGGAUGAUUCUGCCGUUGUGGCAGUUGAUGAAUCAGUAACAAAUCUCACGAGAGAUCGUAGUAGCAGAAUUAAUUAUGUUUGUAUGCAAAAAUCCUUUAAGCUUGUAUUCAGUGUCUUCUUUCUUCACUCAAUUGGUUUGAGUUAUUCAGUUCCUACGGGGGCUGCACCAAGUGGUAUCAGAGGAAUCGGAUCCUCUAUGUGCACUCGGAGUGGUCGGCCUUAUUUGGCUUCCACCAUGUCUGCUCAAGUCAACGACGAGGCUCUCCUGGAGCUUAGCCAGCAAAUUCAAGCUUUAGGAGACCAAUUCCAAACUUCAAUCCAAAAGGUUUCGCAAUGGCUCGAUUUGCUGUCUGUCGGUGGGAGUGACAAACCUUCCACUUCACAUGCGGGCCCUGGCAAUACCUCUGCUGCAGGAGGCAGCCGCCUCACCUCUCUGGAAGAGCAUACUCCCUCUUCCCAUCGCAAUACCGGCCGGACUGGUUCAUACUACUUGGACACCACGUUCCAGCAGCGUCGAACUGACCCGGCAGACGAUGUUAAGCGUCUCAUCCGUGUGGACGUCCAAGAAUUCUGGGGCGACCUUAACCCUACUACCUUUCACGACUGGCUUAUCUCGGUUGAGGAUUAUUUUCGUUGGUACAAAAUGCCUAAUGAAUGCAAGGUCGAUUAUGCAAUCAUGAAAUUAAAGGGGAGCGCUCGUAUGUGGUGGCUGAAUAUAGAGGAACAAGCUUUGCGUUUGGGACGGCCAACAAUUUCUGAAUGGGCUGAGAUGAAAUUUCGUCUCAAGGAGAAAUAUAUGCCUACCGACUAUGUUGAUGCAAUGCUACGUGAACUCUGGGGUUUCAAGCAGGGGUCCACUUCCGUUACUCUGUACACAGCCCAUUGGCAAGAGCUCACCAUUCGAAGCCAAAUCAUCGAGCCAGAAAGACAGGCAAUCGCGCGCUAUAUUGCUGGCCUGCGUGAGGAUAUCCAACAUGAACUUUUAUCUCUGUCACCACCAUCUGUUGAUGCUGCCUAUCAGGCCGCUCUUCGCAUGGAAGCACACCUUGCUCGCCAGAAAAGGCCAUGGGUGUUUCCCGCUUCAUCAUCCCCUCCGCCAGCCCGAGGUAAUGGUGUCAAUUCUGGUUUUUCUACUAAUGGCUCUACACCUUUUACAGGCCAGUUAGCCCCGUGCACCGCCGCUCCAGCUGAAGGUCGCCGACGAACAAGUGACGCCAGUGCUGGUAGUUGUUUUCAUUGUGGAGGGAAAGGUCACUUUGCUGUGGUUUGUCCCCACAAAUCUACUAAAUUAGGCCUAAUCUGUGAAGGCGAUUCCACAUCCCUAGAUAAUUUGGCCGAGGUUCCCAUCGUGGAACCUGAAAUCUCUGUCACGGAGGAGGAAACAUUAGAGGCCUCCCAGCUACCUAGUUGUGUUAUUCAGCCCCUUCUCCUGGGGGCAGCUUCUGUUUUAGACAAAGGUUCUUGGCUACGCACAUCUAUUUUUCGUACUCGGUUUGAAGUUGGCACCAAGGCUCUUGAUACGGUGAUUGACAAUGGAAGUGGCAUGAAUGCCAUUGCAAGUGGGGUUGUGGAUAAAUUGGGUCUUGUCAAGGAACCCCAUCCCCAUCCUUAUCAAGUUAGCUGGGUGGACUCUACCACCAAACCGGUGGACUCUCGUUGCCGUGUACGUUUUUCUUUGGGUCCAACUUAUGUGGAUGAGGCCUGGUGUGAUAUCAUUCCUAUGUCGGUGUGCCAACUCCUCCUUGGGCGGCCGUGGUUAUUUGAUAGAAGGGCGUUGUAUGACGGCUUUCACAAUUCUUAUUCGUUUAUCUUCAACGGACGACGCAUCACCUUGAGUCCGCUACGACUGGUACCCACGACAAAGACAGAUGUUCUCACUAUUUCGCAUCUCUCAGAGAUUCCUCAGGAUGUUCCUGCUCUAUUUCUUCUGUUGGCCAAACCAUGUCAACCUUCUUCUGAAUUCGCUAAUUCCACGACAUCUGCAACUCUUCAGAACCUUCUUACUGAGUUUCAGGACCUCAUGCCUGAGGAUCUUCCAAACAACCUUCCGCCUUUACGUGAAGUGCAACAUGUUAUUGAUUUAAUUUCAGGCUCGUCCUUGCCUAAUCUUCCAGCAUAUCGACUCACCCCAAAUGAACACUCAGAGAUGCAACGCCAGAUAUCACAACUGUUGUCAAAGGGUUUCAUUCGUGAAAGCCUAUCUCCUUGUGCUGUGCCAACUUUACUUAUUCCCAAGCGCGAUGGAUCUUGGCGUCUUUGUGUCGACAGCCGAGCGAUCAACCGCAUCACUGUCAAAUAUCGUUUUCCCAUACCCAACUUGGAUGAUAUACUAGACCAAUUAUCCGGUGCUUCUAUCUUCUCUAAGAUGGAUCUACGCAGCGGUUACCAUCAAGUUCGAAUUAAACCGGGUGAUGAAUGGAAGACUGCCUUCCGCACAAAGGAUGGGCUGUUUGAAUGGCUGGUUAUGCCUUUCGGUUUGACUAAUGCACCUAGCACUUUCAUGCGCAUUAUGACACAAACUUUCAAACCCUUUAUGGGAAAAUUUCUUGUGGUUUAUUUUGACGAUUUGUUGAUUUACAGCCACAAUGAGGAAGAACAUUUUUGCCAUCUACGUGUGGUGUUUGAGACUCUGCGAUGUCAUUCUUUUUUUAUUCAUAAAAAGAAAUGUUCGUUCCUCCAAACUCGGAUUAACUUUCUUGGUUUUGUUAUUUCUCAGGAAGGACUUGAGGUGGACCCCGAUAAAACCACGGCUAUCUCAUCUUGGCCUACGCCCACGUCCUUCACUGAAGCUAGGAGCUUCCAUGGCUUAGCCUCAUUUUAUCGACGUUUCAUCCGUAAUUUUAGUGCCAUCACAGCUCCUAUUACAGACUGCCUUAAAGGAAGAUCUUUCAAAUGGACUUCAGCGGCCGCACGAGCGUUUGACCUUAUCAAGAACAAACUCACAUCAGCUCCUGUUCUUCAUUUGGCCGACUUCACAAAGCCCUUUGAAGUUGCAUGUGAUGCCUCCAUUAUGGGCAUUGGGGGGGUUCUCAGCCAAGAGGGCCAUCCCGUGGCUUUUUACAGUGAAAAGUUGUCGGACAUUCGAAAACGUCAUAAACAGGCUAGGUGGGUUGAUUUCAUUCAACAAUUCACAUUUGUGUUAAAGCAUAAAUCGGGUAUCGAAAAUAAGGUUGCUGACGCUUUGAGUAGGCGUGUGCAUCUCUUGACUACUUUUUCUGUUUCCUCUACUGGUUUUGAAUCGAUUCGUGAGCACUAUGCCUCCGAUCCCGACUUUGCUACAAUCUGGGCAGAUCUCACUAAUGUUGUGCCCAAGGACACAUCUAGCUCUCUUUUUGUUUUGCAGGAUGGCUAUCUUUUCAAGACCAAUCGUCUUUGCCUUCCUCAAGGCUCUUUUCGCGAGUUUGUGCUCACGGAACUUCAUGCCGGAGGGUUGGCAGGUCACUUAGGACGUGACAAGACCAUAGCACUAGUGGCUGAUCGUUUCUUUUGGCCGCAGCUCCGACGGGAUGUUACUCGUUUGAUCCAACGAUGUCGUGUGUGUCAACUACAAAAGGGAACCAGGACAAACAGUGGGCUCUACACUCCUCUACCUAUUCCCCAACGGCCAUGGGAUGAUAUUUGCAUGGACUUUAUUCUUGGGUUGCCUCGUACGAUCCGCCAUCAUGAUUCCAUAUUAGUUGUGGUUGAUCGUUUCUCCAAGAUGGCCCACUUCUUACCAUGUGCGCGAACGUUUGACGCUUCGCAUGUUGCCGCCCUCUUCUUUACUGAGGUAGUCCGUCUUCACGGCCUGCCCAAGUCUAUCACCACUGAUAGAGAUGUCAAGUUCAUGUCCUACUUCUGGAAAACCCUUUGGAUGAAGUUGGGCACUAAGCUUCAAUACUCCAGUGCUUUCCAUCCCCAAACGGAUGGCCAAACGGAGGUCACUAAUCGUAGUGUCGGUAAUCUCCUUCGAUGCUUGGUGGUCGAUCAUGUUACCUCCUGGGAUUUAAUUCUUCCACAAGCUGAAUUUGUUUUUAAUAAUUCUAUUAAUCGAUCUACGGGUAGUUCUCCUUUUGAAAUUGUUGCAGGGAUUAAGCCUAGGACUCCCAUUGACCUGCUGCCUUUGCCUUCUUUUCAACAACCCAGCGGUGAGGCUUUGGAAUUCGCGUCUCAUAUCCACCAGAUUCAUGCCGACGUCAAACGAAGAUUAGCCAUCAGCAAUGAGGCUUACAGUACUUCGGCAAAUGCACAUCGUCGCCAUGUGGAAUUCCAGCCGGGUGAUCUGGUGUUCAUUCGUGUCAACCCAGCUCGCUUUCCUUCCGGUUCAAUUCACAAGCUUCAUUCUCGUCGGGCAGGGCCUUUUGCUGUUCUCAAACGACUUGGCACAAAUGCUUACCUCAUUAAUUUACCUCCUGACCUUCGUUUCAGCCCUAUCUUCAAUGUGGUUGACCUUACCGCUUGUCAUGAAGACUUCCCCAGUUCCCAGUCUAGUGAUGCCAAUGAACCCCCCACUGUCAAUCCGACCAUUCCAACCAACGAUCACCACACAUUACCUACUGCAGUUCUGCCUCCUCCUGUCCAAUCCACUGCUCUAAAUGACUCACCUUAUGUGAUUAUACAGCGUGACUUUGUCCCCACUCGGCGUGGGGGUUAUUGGCGAUACCUUGUCCUGUUUCGUAAUCGUCCGAUUUCUGAUGGCGUAUGGCUUACUGAGUCCCAUCUUCGCCACUUUUAUCCCGAACUCCUCCAGCAAUACCUUCAGAUAUACUCGACGGAGUCGAGUUCUGCGCAGGCCGAGGUAGUUGAUGCAACACACACCCAACCAAGCUCUAGCAUGCAUGACGUGGACAACACUGAACCAAGGGAUGAUUCUGCCGUUGUGGUAGUUGAUGAAUCAGUAACAAAUCUCACGAGAGAUCGUAGUAGCAGAAUUAAUUAUGUUUGUAUGCAAAAAUCCUUUAAGCUUGUAUUCAGUGUCUUCUUUCUUCACUCAAUUGGUUUGAGUUAUUCAGUUCCUACGGGGGCUGCACCACAUACCAUAUCGUUGGGUUGA